Messenger RNA from Paracoccidioides lutzii Pb01, 564 nucleotides. RefSeq lists its product as hypothetical. The transcript has a single exon. The record is from RefSeq and is a predicted model, not a curated record. The coding region runs from base 1 to 564 and encodes 187 amino acids.
AUGAGCAUAAUCACCCAGUCUUUCACGAACCUUGAAACCAAAGCCGGAAGCGAUGCCGAAUCCGACAAAGUGCAGGAAGACAAUGAGGUUUUCAAUUCUUGGUCAGGCAAAAAAGGCCGGAAGAAGUCAAAGUGGGAGAUACCUACAUCCCCAACUGUAUACCCCUAUGAGCAACUCUGGAAAAGUUUCAGGGCUCGGUCGUUCAGUGGUGCGGAAGCUUCGGUCUCAUCUCACCCAUGCAUUCUAUUCCAUGCAAAGUUAUACGUGUUUGCAACAACAUAUCUCAUUGAACCAUUGCGGAUCCAAUGUCUAGAAAGUCUUCACCGAGAUCUCUGUGGCUUCUCGCUGAACAGAGAAACAACGCCUCUGAUUCUCGACUUGCUUGACUUCACUCACGCGCAUACUGGCAGAUAUGAGCCAGGCGGAACAUCCCUUCUCCGAAACUUGGUAAUUCAUUACGUUGCUUGUAAGGUUCGGAGGCUUUUGGAUGAUGAUAGGCUUCAAAUGCUUUUGGAUGCAGACGGGGAGAUGGGUUCAGAUCUAGUGUGGAGGCUUGCUAAGUAA